Molecule: messenger RNA, 5478 nt
Organism: Anguilla anguilla (European eel)
Lineage: Eukaryota; Metazoa; Chordata; Actinopteri; Anguilliformes; Anguillidae
Product: huntingtin-interacting protein 1-related protein-like
Exons: 32
Coding region: 192-3401 (1069 amino acids)
Biological process (GO): clathrin coat assembly; endocytosis; actin filament organization
Cellular component (GO): clathrin-coated vesicle; actin cortical patch
Molecular function (GO): clathrin-cargo adaptor activity; phosphatidylinositol-3,5-bisphosphate binding; phosphatidylinositol-3,4-bisphosphate binding
Source: RefSeq, a predicted model, not a curated record
CCCUGCGAGUGCAGUGCUUUCGAUGAGGCUGCGUUUCCAUUGGCUCGUCUCAGAACACAUCACCUGCAUGUACACUUCAACUGUCUUUCCACAUGCUGUCUUCUCCGUAAUACUGUGGGGGGAGCGGAUGUACCGUCGAUUGCUAAUAUUGGGCUAAAUAUACCGACAAGACCCCCUGGGAAUACUGGAACAUGAAUACUUCGAGGAUGAAAAGCCGAAGAGCCGAACACAGUUUGGGGGCGGAGAAAGAACACUUUGACAAGCAGCAGCUCAGCAGCAUCAGCAAAGCCAUCAACGGCACAGAGGCGCCAGUGAAGGAGAAGCACGUCCGCAGGAUCAUCCUGGGGACGCACCGGGAGAAGGGCGCCUUCACCUUCUGGUCCUACGCCCAGGGGCUCCCGCUGGCCAGCAGCCCCAUCCUCAGCUGGAAGUUCUGCCACGUGCUGCACAAGCUGCUGCGCGAUGGACACCACAACACCCUGCAGGACUGCGCGAGACACAGCAGCAAUGUGAAGGAGAUCGGACAGCUGUGGGGAAAUCUCCACGACCGCUACGGACAGUUGGUUGCCCUGUACUCCAGACUCCUUUGCACCAAAAUGGAUUUCCACCUGAAGCACACAGAGAUCCGGGCCAACCUCGAGGCUUCUGAUGAAGUGCUGGAGCGCGUCGCUGGGACGGACAUCAACAAUGUAUUCCAGAUAACCGUGGAGGUGCUGGAUUACAUGGAUGCGGAACUGAAGCUGGCUGAGACAGUGAUCCGGCAGCUGAACACCUCCAUCGCCAUCUCCACCACCACGUCAGGGCAGUGCCGCCUGUCCCCACUCAUCCAGGUCAUCCAGGACUGCAGCCACCUCUACCACUUCACCGUCAAGCUGCUCUUCAAACUGCACGCCUGUUUGCCAGCUGACACCCUGCAGGGACACAGGGACCGAUUCCAUGACCAGUUCCACAGCCUGAAGGGCUUCUUCAACAGAGCCAGAGACAUGAUGUACUUCAAACGGCUCAUUCAGAUCCCUAAGCUGCCUGACUCCCCGCCCAACUUCCUGCGGGCGUCGGCGCUGGCGGAGCACGUGAAGCCGGUGGUGGUGAUCCCGGACGAGGAGCUGCCGGACGACGAGGACGGCGGCGAGCCGCUGGUGGAGGUCGGCGAGACGCCGCAGUAUCACACGCAGUUCCAGAUGCAGCAGCAGCAGCCGCCGCCGCAGCCGCAGCUUGAUAUAUUUGAUCAGGCCUUCGGGCCCCCAAAUGGAGGAUUCGACCCCAAGGACUUGCAGAUAGAGAGCCUGAAGCAGGAGAUUGAACUUCUGAAGGCGGAGUUGGAGAGGAUCAAAGGCGAGGCCCAGCGCUACAUCACACAGCUGAAGUCCCAGAUCAACAGCCUGGAGGCAGAGCUGGAGGAGCAGCGGGCACAGAAACAGCGCACCCUGGUGGAGAAUGAGCAGCUGCGCAUGGAACUGGAGACCCUAAGGAGGCACAGCGCUGAGAAUGAGAACGCACAGUUCUCCUUCAUGGAGGCAGAGAGGAGGGCUCAGGACUCUGAACUACGCUACACCAAGCUGAAGGAGAAGCAUGCUGAGCUAGUCUCCAGCCACGCCGAGCUGCUCCGUAAGAGUGCCGACACAGUGAAGAUGCUGACGGUCAGCCAGCAGACGCAGGAGGAAGUCGCCCGGACCAAGCAGCAGCUGGCCUUCGAGGUCGACCGCGUCAAGCAGGAUGCCGACAUAAAGCUGGAAGAGCAGAAGUUUGAAAUGGACAAGCUGAGGCGGGAGCUGGAGGAGAAGAGGGUGGAGCUUCUGCGGACACAGACCUCCCUGCAGACCAAUGAGCAGUCGGGGGAGAAGCUGAACAGCGAAUUGCUGGGGCUGCAGGGCCAGAAGGAGGCGCUGUUGCGUGCCGUGAAUGAGAAGGAGGCGGAGCUUUCUACCCUGCGCCAGUCUGCACAGCUGCAGCAGUCGUCCCUGCAGCAGGAGAGAGAGAGGAGCGCCAAAGAGAUGGACGAGCUGCAGAGCAAGCUGAAGGACAAGCUGAGCCGGGAGGAGCAGCUGGAGCAGCAGCUCCUGGAGGACCAGUUCUUCCUGCUGCAGGGCACUGUGACCGAGGCAGAGAACAUCAUCCAGGACGCGGUGGCCAAACUGGACGACCCCCUACACCUGCGCUGCACCAGCUCUCCAGAUUACCUUGUAAGCAGGGCAGAAGCUGCUCUUGGCUCUAUCGACAAGGUGAAGCAAGGCCAUAAUGACUACCUAAGGAACAUGAAAGACGCCAGUGGGCUCCUGCGGGCCAUUACCCAGUUCUCCCAUCUGGCCGCUGACACCAUCGUCAACGGUAGCGCCACCGCCCACAUGGCACCCACCGACCACGCCGACCGCCUGACGGAUAACUGCAGAGGCUGUGGCACGGAAUCGCUGCAGUUCCUGCAGGAGCUGAAGUCCAAGCCCUCCCUGCAAAGGGCCAGCCCGGCUGCCACCCGCACCAUCAUCCAGAAGAUCCUGCAGCUGGCCCAGGACCUCAGGCCCAAGGGGUCGGACAUCCGGCAGGACGAGCUGGGAGACAUGGUGGACAAGGAGAUGGCGGCCACGUCGGCGGCCAUCGAGGAGGCCGUGCGGAGAAUCGAUGAAAUGAUGAACCAAGCCAGGAGGGACACCAGUGGGGUCAAACUGGAGGUCAAUGAGAGAAUCCUCUUCUCCUGCACUGACCUCAUGAAGGCUAUCCACCUGCUGGUGAUUGCUUCCAAGGACCUGCAGAAGGAGAUUGUAGAGGGUGGACGGGGUGCGGCCUCCAUUAAGGAGUUCUACGCCAGGAACUCUCGCUGGACCGAGGGGCUGAUCUCCGCCUCCAAGGCUGUGGGAUGGGGUGCCACUCAGAUGGUCGAGUCGGCCGAUAAGGUGGUCCUGCACACCGGGAAGUACGAGGAGCUGAUCGUCUGCUCCCACGAGAUCGCUGCCAGCACCGCUCAGCUGGUCGCCGCCUCCAAGGUGAAGGCCGACCGCAGCAGUACGAGGCUGGUGACCCUGCAGCAGGCCUCCCGUCGUGUUAACGAGAUGGCUGCCAACGUGGUGGCCUCCACCAGGACCGGGCAGGACCAGGUUGAGGAGAAAGACACCAUGGACUUUUCCGGAAUGUCCCUGAUGAAGCUGAAGAAAGAGGAGAUUGAGUCACAGGUGCGGGUGCUGGAGCUGGAGUCUGACCUGGAGAACGAGCGCGUUCGGCUCGGGGAGCUCAGGAGGAAGCACUACGACCUGGCCGGCGUUCCCGCCGAUCAGGAAACCGACGGCAACGGAUUUGCCACCCCAGCUCCUUCCUCCCCCAAACCGGCCAAGCCUUCCGUCUUUAAAAAACCAACGCUGCCACAGAAACCAAGCCUGCUAGCAAAGAACCCGUUCAAGUUAGGCAGCAGCUGAAGGCGACUACCUCCACUGGCCUGACGACUGCGCAGAUCCAAAAGAGACAGGAUGUCCCUCCCCUGUUUGUGUGGCACCCCCUAGUCCCACCCCCCCCCCCCCAUUGCCAGCAUAUCCCAGCAUCCUCUCUUCCUUUGCUCUGUCGUCAUGGCUGCCCUCGUUCUACACCAGGACUGCGUCUACUGCCCCCCACCCUACAACCACCUGACCACCCACCUCCACCUCCCCCCCCCACUUCACUCCUACUGACAAACAUGAAAAUAGCUUUGAGUUCUGCUCUGCCUUGUUUCUGAAAGAACAAUAACGUGUCUCUCUCUCUCUCUCUUUCUCUCUCCGCCUUAUCCAACUGCCUGCAGCUUGCAUUGGGGUUGCACAAAGCUCUGCAGGAUUAUUUGCACAAGCAGGUGUAGAAUAUAUUCAGGGAAAAUGCUGAGCUCAAGUGGCCAUUGUAAAGAUCUUCUGCUACUCGCAUAAGAAAAUACUUUUUAAUGUAGUGCUUUUAGAGGUUGAAGAAAACUUGUAUUUUUAACUUGGCGAUGGUGCCUCUUUUUUUGUCGAUAUUUUGUGUCUGCAUUGUACAUUAGCAUAUGGAAAUAUUUUGAUCAGAAUAUAGAAUGCAGUCUUGUACAAGGAAUGUCUCGGAGGGAAAAACUGAUGACCUAUAUUUUCUUUUUUAUGUUUUUAUCCUGUAGACAUGUAUGAAUCAUAUCUGUAAACAGAUAUUUAGUAACCUGUGGAAUACACAUCAGAAUAUGCAACUCUUAUUUCAGUCCAGUUUUCUUCAGUCUUUUGCUAAAAAUGCUUUGUGUAAAUGCUUUGUGUUUUCUAGUGCAUUUGCCAUUUAAUGUAGAUCAUCGGUAUAAGGGCACACAUUUAACAGGGUUUUAGAGCAAUCUCUGAUAAAUCUUAAAAGUCAUUAAUCUUUCCAAUCUUAUAAGCCUUAAAUCUUUAAAAUCUUAAAAGUCCUAAAUCUUUCCAGUCUUUAAAGCAGUGCUGCAGUUUGCAUAGGCACAAAAAUACACUAAUAACUGAAGUAACAUCUAUUAUCCAGAAUUUCAGUCUAGUUUUCUUUUCAAUGGAUUGGGUUUUGUUUUUUCUUUAGUAGUUUCUUUCAGGUUUGAUGCACAAGCACAAAAUUAGGUAGCAAAGCACACAGAUCACUUGUGUCCGGCCAGUGAAGAGCAGGACGUGAUUCCUGAGGAAACACUUAGUUUUAAAAUUUCUCACAGUCGUUAAUGAAACCUGGCCUUUCAGUUGAAAUGACUUUUUUUGUAAUCAACUUUUGCCUUUAUCACAAUCACUCAUAUUUUGAAAUAUAUCACAACCACAUUCUGCUGCUGAACGUCAGCUGUGAUCCUCUGUGUAAGGCAGAGCUGGGAAGUGAAUGUGACCCUAAUGUUUUUGUUGCGUUGCCUAAAAAAAAACCUGGGGUUAUUGAAAUACAUUACCCAUGAUGAUCUGCUGUUUGACCUUGCAGACCAUUGGAGAACACUCUCCAUGACAGUCCAAAGUAAGGCUUCUUUACUUGUCCUUUAGCUUAGUAUUAGACCAGGUGCUCAUCAGUUACUGAUUCCCUAGCCUCUGAGUUCUGUGAACCCUGCAGUUCCUCUUAUAUUAUUGGUGCUUUUUUCCCCCCAGAUUAUUAUUUUUUAACCAAUAGGUCAAUAUGGGACUUUAUAAAUCUGCAUGUUAAGCCAUCAACACAUUAUAGUUCCUUACUGAGCUCCAUUAAUGAUUCAGUUAUCAUUUCCCAGGUCACAGGUUCAGGAAAAACACAUGGGCCUACAUGUAAUUCUUGUCACACUAAGCGUUAAUUGAAAACCUUAGGUGUUCACUAAAAUGCGAACAGCCCUCUUAACAAGGUUUAAAGUGGUUCUAUGGGUGUAUUUUAACUAUGAAUAAUUUUUUUUAAAUGGGGAAAUCGAAUUGAGAUAUGCUUUGCUCUGUGGUUCUUUUCCUUUAUGAAACCUUCAUUUAUACAAUCAGAUGUAUUAAUAUAUUUUAGUAAGGAUUAUGAUACUAUGUUUUCUGUAAUAAUUGUAAAGCUUGGAUUAACAAUAAAUCUUUAUGCACACUG